GCAUCUGCAAAUUGUGUUUGUUUUUGAUUUUAAUAUAAAAAAGUGUUUCCUUUUGAAAGUGUAAUUGUAACCCCCUAUGUAAAUGAAGGGCAUACGAGAUGAGUAUAGUUAGGCAAUGAUGGUAUUGUUGUGCGAGUGAGUCUUUGAACAUCUUCCCUUUUCUAUUCACUCUUAUUCAUGGCGGCAACCCAACCACCACACACUACGGAUCGUCCCACCGAAGCAAUAUCAACUGAAUCGGAUAACAUGAAGGAUCAAAUUGUGGGUACAACAACUAUAGGUCAUUCAAGGGAUAUCACAAAUCAGUCAGGAUCUUUUGGUUCAGGCGGAGAUCAACCACUGUACCCUCCUAAUGUGUAUGCACCCCAGGCUCAGGCCCAACCUUUCUACUAUAGAGGUUUUGACAAUGGCAACGGCGAAUGGGAUGAGUAUCCUUCAUAUGUCAAUCCUGGUGGAAUAGAAAUUGGAUCUCCUGGUGUCUACAAUGAAAAUCAAUCCCUUGUUUUCCAUUCUGGAUAUGGCUUCAACCCGCAAAUGCCAUACGGACCAUAUUCCCCAGUUACCUCACCUUUGCCUUCUGUAGGCGGAGAUGCACAGUUAUACUCUCCUCAGCAAUUUCCAUACACUCCACCUUAUUACAACCAGCUGGUUCCUCCGAGCUUACCAUAUCUGAAUUCACCGACUCCAGUUUCUCAGCCAGAGCUAACCAACCUCUUAGGUAUUGACCAGCAAGUUGAAAGCAAUUUUUUUGGACCCAGAGCAGGCUAUCCCUCCAUGGGAUCUUUUGCUAGAGGAAACUUUCCUGUAGCCCCUGGUUCUUUCAGCUUUCAUGAAUCUCAGCAAGGAUUUGAUGGAUCAAGAUCUGGUGGACUCUGGUCGGAUUCCUCCAAACCUUCAGAAAGGCAGAGGUCUUUGAUGCCUCUAUCCACAUCUGUUUCUCAACAGCCUAUUGGCUCUGUCAGGUCAUUUGGGCCGAGUGCUGGAAUGGCUUCUCAUCAACAGCGAUCACUGUAUGGGUUUGGAUCCAGUUCAAACCCCUAUGGUAGAGGAUAUCUCUCUAACACUGGUUCUAGCUUUGGAGGAUCAGGCAUUUCCGGCCUUAGUGCUAAUGAUAGGAGCUUCCUUUCUCUUGAGAAUAGCCGACGGCACGGCAGGGAAACUGCUUCUCUCUGCAGAUGUAAUGGUACUCUUGAUAUCCUUAGUGAGCAAAACCGAGGACCAAGAGCCUCAAAGCUGAAAAAUUAUAUAUCAUCUGAAAAUAAUUCUAUUGAUGGUAGUAAAAAUAAUGCAUCUACUGCCAAGUUCCAAGAUGAAUCGCUCAAUCGGCCAGAUUUUGCCACUGAUUACAGGGAUGCCAAAUUUUUUGUCAUCAAAUCUUAUAGCGAAGAUAACGUUCAUAAGAGCAUUAAAUAUGGUGUCUGGGCAAGUACACCAAAUGGAAACAGAAAGUUAGAUGCUGCAUAUUGCCAAGCAAAGGAGAAACAAGAUGCCUGUCCGAUUUUUCUUCUUUUUUCGGUAAAUGCUAGUGCUCAGUUCUGUGGAGUAGCUGAAAUGGUUGGACCUGUCAAUUUUGACAAGAAUGUGGAUUUCUGGCAGCAAGAUAAGUGGAGUGGGCAGUUUCCUGUGAAGUGGCACAUAAUAAAAGAUGUUCCAAACAGUCAGUUUCGUCACAUUGUUCUUGAAAAUAAUGAUAACAAGCCCGUUACCAACAGUCGAGAUACUCAGGAGGUGAAGUUGCAACAGGGGAUUGAAAUGUUGAGCAUUUUUAAAAACUAUGAAACUGAUACGUCCAUACUUGAUGAUUUUAAUUUCUAUGAAGAACGGCAGAAGGCCAUGCAAGAACGAAAGGCAAGGCAGCAAAGUAGCGGAUUAGUUGGUGGGAGUGAGCAUAGGAGUUGUUCCGAAAGUACCGGUGAUUUCAUCAAGCAGGUGUCAGAAAACUUUGCUCUUGUUGUUCGCUUAGAUGACAAGAAUAACCAAGUUAUUGCUGCCAACACGGAUGCUCCUACUGGUAAUGUAUUUAAACCCGACGAAGGCAUUUUAGUGACUGGCUCUUCAAUGCAAACCAGUUAGAACCAAGAAUAUUGAUCACAUAAGCCGACUACGCAUGAAAGUCGGGAUCAUGCUUGCUUUAUCUUGUUAGCUUUUCCAACAAGGCAGUGUUUUGAUGCCAUCAAAAUCAUCAGGGUACCCAUAAUAGGUGGUUUUGCAUACUAAGUUUUCUUGAGUGACUUGACUUAAUUCUUUACUUUGAACUCACUUACAUUACACAUUCACUUCCCCGUUGUUUAAUAAUUUUGGGCUUGUUAGGGUCUGAUUCAUUUUCAUAUAUAUAUCUUUUUCGUUUUCUCUUCA
Lathyrus oleraceus (garden pea) is the source of this 2355-nucleotide messenger RNA. RefSeq names its product YTH domain-containing protein ECT4. Lineage: Eukaryota; Viridiplantae; Streptophyta; Magnoliopsida; Fabales; Fabaceae. Gene Ontology annotation, biological process: mRNA destabilization. Bases 178 to 2073 code for a protein of 631 amino acids. Gene Ontology annotation, molecular function: mRNA binding. The record is from RefSeq and is a predicted model, not a curated record. Gene Ontology annotation, cellular component: cytoplasm. The transcript is spliced from 8 exons.